Molecule: messenger RNA, 1544 nt
Organism: Capsaspora owczarzaki ATCC 30864
Lineage: Eukaryota; Filasterea; Ministeriida; Capsasporidae
Exons: 1
Coding region: 115-1242 (375 amino acids)
Source: RefSeq, a predicted model, not a curated record
CCAAUUUGAAACCGUCCACGCAAUCCACUUCAAUCCUAGUGGAACUUAACUCGGAGGCUUUUCUUCACUUUCAUUUUUUAGAACUGCAUAUCUCGUUGUCAUUUUGACGCUGGCAUGGGUGGCACACUGUCCUCAGAAGAGCAGUCGCCGCGCCCGCCGGUCGAGGAGACGUGCGAGUGCGGCAAGACUGCGGCGGAAGGCGGCUGCGUCGAGCCAAAGCCCGAGCUCGAGUACAACCCAAAGCUGCUCUCGUCGAUCAAGACCUACCAUCGCCACAUCAUUCUGUGCGACGGCCAGCUCGACUGGGUCUCCAAGAUCCACAAGCAGAGCGGCAGCUUUGCUCAGGCGCUCGACGCGGAGAUUUCCAAGCGCUCGGACGACUUGGCCAAACCGGGCCUGGUCGAGCUCGCGCGCGAGGCCGCCAAGAAGCUCGCCAAGCAAGAGAAGAAGCAGGCCAAGGCCGGCGCAGGCGAGGCAGCCGCGUCCAAGUCGAGCUCGUCGGCAGACGUGUCAGCAGCAAAGCAAAGCGGCGCAAUCGCAGCGGCACCAGCACCACCUCAAUCAGCACCAGGCAGCGAUGGUGACGCAGUCGGCUUGCCAUUGAAUGCUAGUGCAUCGACCAAGUCUGCUCAGGCGGAUGACGUGACCCAGUCGACGUCCACCAUCUCCACCGCAUCAUCGACGACAACAAGCACCACCGCGAACGUCACUGCCGAUGCAUCGUCGGAGGGCCGCCAGAGCGUGCCGCUCGUCACUGCGUGCAGCGAGCUCACAAAGGGCGACUUUGGCACGGAUGUCAUUGUCUAUCCGGAAGGGAUACGGUACCUUGGAGUCACGAUUGAGCAGAUUCCCGAAUUUGUCGAGUACCAGGUGGUUCGCGGUGUGGUUGCGCAGAACAUUCCCCACGAACCCGUGGACAAGCGCUAUCUCGUGCUGGUUUGCACACACGGCACGCGCGACGCACGAUGCGGACGCUCUGGUCCCCAGGUGAUGGACAAGCUGGCCGAGCUGAUGGCCGAGCGAUCCAUUGGCGACGACACGAUCGCUGUGCGCGGCAGCUCGCAUCUCGGCGGCCACAAGUAUGCGGGCGUCGUUGUCGUCUAUCCGCCAGGAGACUGGUACGGCAUGCUUUCGGGGCGAAAUGCCGACAAGUUGAUUGACGCCUACCUCGAGCACCAACCAGAGUUGAUAUCCAAGAACUUCCGUGGUCGAAUUGGCGGUGGCACCGAGCUUACGCUUUAAGCUCGUGUGUGUACCGUUCGCGAGGGGGCUGUGGUGUUUGGAGUGUGGAGCUGAUAGCCUGUGUGGGAUUUUUUUUUUGUUGUUGUUGUUUUUGGUUGUCACUUUUUGUUUUGUCGGUAUCAGGUCAUUCGCCUCCAACAGAUGCUUCGCCUUCAGUUGCAAACAUUGAGUGAAAUGUGCACUAUGUUGGCUGCGCGUUUGCAUGGUUACGUUCAGUGAGCUGGUGCCAAUAAAGGUGUUGAAAUGUUGAAUGUAAAAAAAUGGUUGUUUUUGGCUUGUCUGAAUUGGAAUUUGUCUUGGGG